AUGGAAAAGACAACAAAGAGAUCAAGAGGAUCAGUAACAAUGUUACUGGAUAGUCGUUACAACAACAAACAAAAGGAAAAAGAAAUAAAAUUAUUUGAAAAUAUCAAAACAGACAUCAGCUUAAUUAUCAGCGAGCAGCUGAAAAAGCGAUCAAAAACAGAAUUCGAAUUGAAUAAUAUAAAAAAAAAAUUCUCAUACUUAAAAUGCAUGUCAGAAGAAUUGGAAAGACAAAUAAAGGAAGGGAGCAGGGAGUUAAAAAUGGAUGAAGAGUUAAUUAAAAAUUACUUUGAAUACACAACGACCAAUCUGAGUUAUGUUUUUAUUAAAUACGAAAAUAUCAUUAAUGAUUUGAGUGAUCAGAAUGGAUACAUGAAUGUGAAGUUAAAAAGUAUAAAAGAAAAUGAGUUAUCAGAUUUCGAGAGAGCAUACGAAUUGCUUCUGGAGAGAACUGUUCAACUUAGCGCCACAAAGGAAAAUAUCAUAAGUAUGAAAAAAGGAGUGGAAAGUUUGAAAAAGGAAUAUGACCGUGUUCAGGCAGAUAUAGAGAUAAAUGGUGAAGAAAAAAAUCAAGUAGAAAAUAAAUACAAGGAACUACUUUCCAGGAUAGAAGAAUAUAAAAAAGAAUUCGAAAUGAUAAAGGAAAAAUGUAACUCCCAAAUGAAUGAAAAGAAACAGAGUUCAAUUGAUUUAAACAAAAUUGAGGAGCAAAUAGAAGAAAUGCAAAAGGAAAUUUCCAAUCUGUCCAAUGAAAGGAAUAUAAGAAAUGACGAAUUACAAAGUUUAAGGGAUCAGCACGACAUCAUCCUAAAUGAUUUAUAUCGGUGUAAUUCCCAUAUGAAUGAUAAGUGCGAGUUGCUAUCUGAGCAGAUAAACCAGUUAGAAAAUGAAGUAAACGCCAUGGAGGUAGAGAAAAAUGGACUCAACGAAAGUUACAACCAGUUGGAGAUAGGUCUGACUAAUGUAUCCAACUCCUGUGAAGAAAGCAAAAGAGAAAACGAGAAGGAAUCUCUUCUUAUCAAAGAAUUAAGUGAUGAAUUAAUCAAGAAAAAAACAAAUUUGAAACAGACUCAGGAAGAAAUUUCACAGAUAAGUGACCAAUGCAGUAUGAUUAAAAAUGAAUAUACAAAGCUACAAGAAAAUUACGACGAUGUCCACAGAAGGAUGGAGGCGUUAGGAAUAUCCAUGAAUCAAUGUCGUGCUACACUGCAGGGACACGAAAUCGAAUUGGAACACUUAGCGAAUGUUAAGUUGGAAAAUGAAAAGAGGAAGGAAGAAAUUCUACACCUUAUGGAGAAUUCAGAAAAGUUACUCCUUGAGCAAAAAAAUUUUUUUUUCAAAUUGUCAAAACUUUUGCAGCUAGUAAAUUUGUCCAACGAACAGCUAGCCAACUUAAAGCGCGAGACGGAAGAUGGACCAGAUAACAAUGAUGUGAAGAGGACCUACGAUGAAUUAAAAACACGCUUAACCAAGUUGUCCACUGAUCUAUACGAAAAAAAUGAGAUACAGAACUCGCUCCAAAAGGAGAUAGACGAUAUUGCUAAGAGGGUUACCGAAGGGGAGGAAGAAAUUACGACUCUGGAAAAUGAGCAGGCAGAUUUGCAGAAUCGACUAGAGAUGGUCACGCGUGAAGUAGACACUCUUAAUCUAGAAGUGAUGAAACAAGAUGGAACUUGGGAAGCUAAAAUAAAGGAGACGAAAUGUGUGCUCACACAAAAGUAUGAUCAGUUGGUUGAAUCAAUCGCUUCACAGAUUAAGAACAAGCAGAAUGAACAUAACAGUUUUGUUAAGCAAGGGGAACUGGAAAAACUCGAAUUCGAUUUUCAGUUGUUUCAUUCUGAGCUGACGGCCACCCUCGAGCAGGAAUGCGAAAGGAAGAGGCGACAGAUAGCAGAGAAGGAUGCGCAGCUAAAGGCAUAUCAGGAGAGGUACACCUCGUUGAAAGGAAUCUGA
This is a messenger RNA of Plasmodium knowlesi strain H, 1950 nucleotides long. Its product is annotated as conserved Plasmodium protein, unknown function. The record is from RefSeq and is a predicted model, not a curated record. Bases 1 to 1950 code for a protein of 649 amino acids. The transcript has a single exon. NCBI's taxonomy places the organism in Eukaryota, Apicomplexa, Aconoidasida, Haemosporida, Plasmodiidae.